AACAAUAAUAAUAACAACAACUUUAAUGACCCUAUAACGUUUCCAAAAGACCCUAAGGAACGAGAGAAUCUACUUGAACUCCCAGGGAACAGAAAGGUUUUCCUUGCCCAGCCAGCUGUUGUGACCGAUGUCGGUGACAAUAUACAGCACUACACACUCGACUGUCAUGGUUUCCAGUUCGUCAAUCAUACGACCAAAUGCAGCAAAGAGAUAUUUCUCGACGAAGCAAUAAUCAAGGCUAGGUACUAUCCAGAGGUUGAGCAACUGAUUAAAGACCUAUGCAGCACCGGGGCCUCAUUUGUUCACGUUUUCGAUUAUGCCGCCAGGGGUCCAUUAAAUCGUGGUGACAGUGACCCAAACAUCAACAGGCCAGUCAAGUCAGUCCACUGCGAUCAAUCCUACGAAGGCGCAAAGCGGGUCGUCAUGUCACGGUUUCCAGACAAAGCGUUUGCCGACGAAGUUGUAGAAAAUCGAAGGUUCCAAAUCAUGAACAUCUGGCGCCCUUUAGAACCAAUCUAUCCAGACCCAUUCGCGGUAACCGACGCUCGAUCAAUACCAGAUUCCGACUUGGUUGCCCUCCCUGUAAUCGCCGGAGAUUAUACUGAAGAAAGCUGGGCUGCAGAGCCUAAUCCUGCUCAUCGAUGGUACUUCAAGUUCGGUCAGAAGCCAGAUGAAGUCUUGAUAUUCAAAUGCUUUGACUCUAGUAAGAAUAAGGAUGUCGCCCGUAGAGUACUUCACGCUGCGUUUACGGAUAGGGCUCAAGAGCAUAUGCCCCCACGAGAAAGCUUUGAGGUCAGAGCUGUUGUGGUUUACGGUGAAUAG
This is a messenger RNA of Colletotrichum gloeosporioides, 822 nucleotides long. RefSeq lists its product as uncharacterized. The annotation marks the transcript as partial. The transcript is spliced from 4 exons. Gene Ontology annotation, molecular function: oxidoreductase activity. Lineage: Eukaryota; Fungi; Ascomycota; Sordariomycetes; Glomerellales; Glomerellaceae. The record is from RefSeq and is a predicted model, not a curated record.